This is a messenger RNA of Cucurbitaria berberidis CBS 394.84, 2120 nucleotides long. RefSeq lists its product as uncharacterized. NCBI's taxonomy places the organism in Eukaryota, Fungi, Ascomycota, Dothideomycetes, Pleosporales, Cucurbitariaceae. The record is from RefSeq and is a predicted model, not a curated record. The transcript is spliced from 2 exons. Bases 246 to 1814 code for a protein of 522 amino acids.
CCAGCGCUUCUAGACUUCACUGGUUCAUUAGCCUAGACGCCACAGGUAUACGUACGCCACACACUGCGCUAUGAGGUCAUUGAGCGGGCAGAAGGCAGAGGCGCCAGAGGAGGCCUGCUUCUGCUCGAUACACACCCCAUUCACACAGCAAUUGUCGCAUUCUUGAUUUCUGUCGAGAUUCCACAAAAGCCCCGAGAAACGUCAAUCCUACGCAUAUUUCGAGCGCGCUGAACACAGUCUUCUCGAUGGACGACAGCUUCAGGCAACCCGCGAAGCUACAGAAACGCAAGAGUCGGGAGCGACAAGAACUUGCAAUGUCAGGUGGGCUAAACGGCCAAGCAGCAAACUCAUCGCAGCCGAUGGCGCCUUCCGAGAACAUGUCAGCGGCAGAAAAGGAGAAGCGAUCGAAAUGGCGCAUGUCCAACCCAUUCCAUACAAAAGAGAAAGACAAGUCCAAGGACAAAGACCGAAAAGACGUGGUCUCGGAGUCGAACACAGACUCGGCUUACGGUACUAGCAGCGAGCCCAGUACCAGUGCGAAUCCUAGCUUUGCAAGCAAUGCCCGCCCCAUCUCUGGCGAACAGUGGCACCCGCCGCCGCCCAAAAACGAAGCACCUGCAACCUAUAACAACCCACCGACUGGGCAUACGCAUGACACCCUUGCACCACCUCAACAAACACUUCACAGUCGCGCCAGCCAGGAGAGCGUGGGUAGAGAGACAUAUCGAGAUGCUGGAACAGGCAACAUUGUUACAGUCACAACUACCACCACAACAACGACUACAACUACAACUGGCCCAGGAGGGUCCGUCACCGUAGAACAACCAGCUGGAGGUAAAGGUUCAGGUAGCAUUACCAACACUUCUGGUCCGAGCCCACCAUCUCCAGCGCCUGCGACGCCUGCCACUUACCAACAGCCAGGUCCUGGGCAUACAACUCAUUACCCCGUCCCUGAAAGCCUAACGCCGCCAGUACCUACAAACUACCAGCAAGGUGGUCCAAUUCAUUCUCCUCAAAUCUCAAGGCUGGAAGACUCGUCUUCUCCCGCCAUACCAAGCAAGAGUAACAUACGGAACAGGAUGGAGUUGGACUCUGUCUCUCCUGCAAUUCAGCGACCCAAUCCCAUGGAUGAUCCAAUCAGCCCCGUUACGCCUGGUAGCCCCACGCGCGCAAAUUUCUCCUAUCCUGCCCGGCAACCCCCACAAGGAGUUCCUCGGCAGAUCCCAGUUCAGCAAUUGCCGCAACAGCAGCAGCAGCCGGCUGUGCCCCCAAUACCUGCAAACCUCCAGCCUGGCGUAGGAUACAACGACCCUGGCCAUCCCCAGCCGUUCAGGGCAGGCCAUGAUAUGCAGAAGCAAUCUACUAUGGCCAACCUCAGAGCAGCUGCGUCGGGGAUCCAUGGAGCUGGAGAAGCCCUUCGCGGUACCUUCAAUGACACAUUCGAUCGCCGCAACCCUGCCGCACACGCUAAGAAUCAGGAGGUCAUCGAAGCCGGUCGCCGCGAGAUUGAAGCCUCACGCCUUGCACAACAACAGCGACAGCGACAAGCUGCGUCGAAUGCACCUCCGCAAGGAGCCCCGCAAGCGCAAGCGCAAGCGCAAGGAGCCCCACAAGGGCUGCCGCCAGGAUUUCCGCCAGGGCCAGGUCAGGAACCUGUGAAAACAGCGUAUACUGGUCCGUCUGUGUCUGGCUCACAAAUUGAAGGAAGGAGUGCAUAUGGAGGCAGGUUGGGCAACAUCAUGAAGAAGAUGAAAGAAGGUCCUACGCCUGCUGCGAAUCGCGAUGGGACGGUGGGAAAUACAAGGGAAUAUUGAUUAAAUUAUGUCAGCGUAUGAGCUAUGAGUAUACGUAAUAAACCUUGUUUUGCACAUUUUAGUUUCGCUUGAUCUUAUCUGUCGUAUGUGACGUAGCCACGGAACGUAUGUUGGUUUGGUGUAGAAAUCUAGAGCAGAGUAGUGGAUGGAAUAUGCGGUGGACUAUGCUCUUGACCAAGUCCAAAAGGCGACCAAACUUCAAUUGCUUCAAUGACACAAAACUCACACUGCUACACGCAAUACCAGAGCAAGAUGCGAAGCAAUUUGCCAAUGCACACAAUCAAACACAGAAGCAGAUAAUAAUAG